AUGACGGCGGGGAACAGCAGGGCACUGUGGUGGCGACCACCCACAAGGGCAGCCUGGCGUGUGCAGCAAGCGGCGCUGGCCAGGGUCAAGUGGCUCCGCGAGGAUGCAAGACGCAUGGACUCGACGACGGGCGGCUUGAUCUGGAUCUGGCCUACCAGCAAGAACAAGCAAAGCACCUCCGCUGCAGUGCACCGCGAUCAAAGAAAUGGCCGACAGCGAAUAGCGCAACGUCGCCGUAAGCGGUGCGACAUGGAAAAGGGGAUUGGGAAGGCGCAAAAGAGGGAACAGGAACGGAACAACAAGGAGCAACAAAUGGAACAGCGGCCGCGAGACGAAACGGAUCGACCCAACCAGCGCAGGCCAGAUGAGGGGUUGGGGCCGGGAAGGGGCAAGGGUUGGGAGGCAGCGAGAUUGUGCGCAGAGCCCUUUGGGGGGUUGGAGGAGGAUUGGCGAGACGAACGGGCUCUGCUCGCGUGGUGA
Molecule: messenger RNA, 480 nt
Organism: Chaetomium globosum CBS 148.51
Lineage: Eukaryota; Fungi; Ascomycota; Sordariomycetes; Sordariales; Chaetomiaceae
Exons: 3
Coding region: 1-480 (159 amino acids)
Source: RefSeq, a predicted model, not a curated record